UCAGUCAGUUCCUCUCUCAGCGAAGCUAAGCUACAUCACUGCGUUUCCCAUCACAGCUGGAUAGAGCACCAGAGCCCUCGGAUCAACGCGCAAAAACAGUGCGGGGAAAAUAGAUUAAACAUUACAGGGGUGUAACAGAGGAGGGAAGGUGCACUCAAGAUGGUCACCAUUCCAGAGUACUACGAGGGGAAAAAUGUUCUCAUCACAGGGGCUACAGGCUUUAUGGGGAAAGUACUUCUGGAGAAGCUGCUACGCUCCUGUCCCGGUGUCAAAGCUGCCUAUGUACUUGUCCGGCCCAAAGCAGGACAGGCACCCCAUACCCGUAUCUCUGACAUGAUCAACUGCAAGCUUUUUGACAGACUGCGGGAGGAGCAGCCUGAUUUCGGAGAGAAGAUCGUGGCGGUCAACAGCGACCUGACGCAGCCAGAUCUGGAUCUGAGCACGGACGACAAGGAGACCCUAACAGGCUGCGUGAACAUCGUGUUUCACUGCGCUGCCACUAUCCGCUUCAACGAGCCUCUGAAAGAUGCCAUGCAGUUAAAUGUGCUGGCCACGCAGAAGAUGGUUAGUUUGGCUCACAGUAUGAAGCAUUUGGAUGUGUUUAUCCACGUGUCCACAGCCUACGCCCACUGCGACCGAGAGCUCAUCGAAGAGGUGGUCUAUCCACCACCUGUCGAUUACAGGAAGCUAAUAGACACACUGGAGUGGAUGGACGACAAACUUGUCUCUUUAAUAACGCCAAAGUUGUUAGGUGAGCGGCCUAACACAUACACGUUCACUAAAGCCUUGGCGGAGCACCUCGUCCAACAGGAGUCUGGAAACCUCAAUAUCGCCAUCGUCAGGCCCUCUAUAGUAGGAGCCAGCUGGAAGGAACCGUUCCCCGGCUGGAUUGAUAAUUUCAAUGGGCCUAGCGGGAUAUUCAUCGCUGCAGGAAAGGGGAUUCUACGAACAAUGAGGGCUUCAAAUAACGCUGUCGCUGACCUCGUGCCAGUCGACGUGGUCAUAAACACAACUUUGGCCGCUGCCUGGUAUUCCGGUUCACAGAGGCACGCCAGGCCGAGAAGCAUGUUGGUGUACAACUGCACGACGGGCGGGAUCAAUCCUUUUCAUUGGGGUGAAGUUGAGUACUGCAUAAACAUGACGUUCAAGACCAACCCCUUAGAACAGGCUUUCAGACGCCCCAAUGUUAACCUGCGAUCCAACCCUUUUACCAAUCAGUACUGGACCACAGUGAGUCACACCCUCCCUGCCCUGCUGUACGACGGGUUUCUCAUGUUGAUGGGUCAGAAGCCCCGGAUGAUGAAGACAAUCACUCGGUUGCACAAGGCCAUGAUGGUGCUGGAGUACUUCACUAGCCACUCGUGGGUGUGGAACACGGACAACGUAACCAUGCUCAUGAAUCAGAUGGGAGCUGAGGACAAGAAGGUAUUUAACUUUGACGUCAGGCAGUUACACUGGGCAGAAUACAUGGAGAAUUACUGCAUGGGCACUAAGAAGUAUGUUCUCAACGAAGAGUUGUCAGGACUCCCAGCGGCACGCAAACACUUGAACAAGCUCCGGAACAUUCGCUAUACUUUCAACACCAUCUUGGUAGUUUUGAUCUGGCGCAUCUUCAUCGCCCGUUCACAGAUGGCCAGAAACAUCUGGUACUUCGUCGUCAGCUUGUGCUUCAAGUUCCUCUCCUAUUUCAGAGCUUCCAGCACCAUGAGAUAUUGAAUCCACCCCAGCUCCCCCCUCCCCCCCCUCUCUCUCUCUCUCUCUCUCUCCCGACAGCUAUGCACACACUUCUGCUUUGCGACACUCUGAACUCCGAGGGUCAAGCGUUCGGGCAUAGUAUCCGCUAUCCUCCCCUCCUGCGCUAGUGCGCCCUCAACAUCACAGGGUGCAAGUGCACUCAACUGCUAUGUAGAAAGCAUGAAUUUUCAGGGCUCGAGGUCUAAGAAGCUCUCUCAGCAUAACGAGAGCGACUGCUUCGUGCCGAGCGCGUUUGAGCACUUACUUGUACCCGUUCCACCUCCUGAACGCAAACAGGUUGUGGACGAUGCUUGAUUAUUAUGGUUUACAUACUUGCUCAUACUUGUUGGCGCCAAUGGCCCCUUUUCUAACUGUAAUCAACGAAGCACAAUGAGAAAAAAAUGAGAGAUGGCUUUGUCUCAGCUCUGUGCCUGCAAUUCAAAAAUUAUCUUCAUCAUGUGCCCAGUGUCUUUGUUAGAUUCAUCUCUUUUGCCUUACUUCUUUCCAAUUCCUCUCACCCUCUUAGAGACAAAGGGAAUUGACGUGUCACCAAAUUAGCAUCUUAAGCGUCUGAUUCCAGGCCUUAUGCUUGUGUCUUCACACUCUUUUCUUUAGUCAAUACCAUGUCAUCUUCAAAUAUAUUUAUUUGUGCUAGUUGGGGUCUCUUGUUUUUGUGAAAGCAAUCAGUCGCUUUUAAUCAAUCAGGCUUGUCUGUUUCCCUAAAAAAAAUUUGCUAGCAAACGCAAGCCUUGGGUUUUCACACGCUUAAACCUGUUGCCUUUUAUGAAUAAUGAGCUUCAUAAAUAAAC
This is a messenger RNA of Rhinichthys klamathensis goyatoka, 2543 nucleotides long. It is a transcript of the gene far1, whose product is annotated as fatty acyl CoA reductase 1. Bases 160 to 1716 code for a protein of 518 amino acids. Gene Ontology annotation, biological process: long-chain fatty-acyl-CoA metabolic process. Lineage: Eukaryota; Metazoa; Chordata; Actinopteri; Cypriniformes; Leuciscidae. Gene Ontology annotation, molecular function: alcohol-forming very long-chain fatty acyl-CoA reductase (NADP+) activity. The transcript is spliced from 12 exons. Gene Ontology annotation, cellular component: peroxisome. The record is from RefSeq and is a predicted model, not a curated record.